Molecule: messenger RNA, 4225 nt
Organism: Talpa occidentalis (Iberian mole)
Lineage: Eukaryota; Metazoa; Chordata; Mammalia; Eulipotyphla; Talpidae
Gene: COL18A1
Product: collagen type XVIII alpha 1 chain
Exons: 42
Coding region: 1-3948 (1315 amino acids)
Source: RefSeq, a predicted model, not a curated record
AUGGCGCCGAGGUGGCCCUGGCCGCGGCGGCGGCGCCUCCUGGACGUGCUCGCCCCCCUGGUGGUGCUGCUCGGGGCCCGCGCGGCGCCGGCCGAGUCAGAUGACGCGCCUGCGGAGCUGGGGCUGCAGCAGCUGCUGGGGGUGCCCCCGCCACCGCAGGUCAGGCCGGUGGACGACCCCGAUGUGGGCCCGGCCUUCGCCUUCGGGCCGGCCGCGGGGGGCGGCCAGGCGGCGAUCAAGCACUUCCCCAGCGGCACCUUCUUCCGCGACUUCGCGCUGCUGCUGCUGGUGCGGCCGGCCUCGGAGGCCGCGGGCGUGCUGUUCGCAGUGACCGACGCGGCGCAGGAGCGCGUGGCCGUGGGCGCCAAGCUGGGCCCGGUGCAGGCCGGCCAGCAGGACCUGCAGCUGCUCUACAGCGAGCCCGGUGCCGCCGGCACCCGCGUGGCCGCCGCCUUCCGCCUGCCCGCGCUCGGUGGCCGCUGGACGCGCCUGGCCCUCAGCGUGGACGGCGCCUCUGCUGUGCUUUUCCGGAACUGCCGUGAGGUGGGGCGCCAGGCGCUGGAGCGCGCCCCUGGGCCGCUGCCGCUCGAGCCGGGCGCCGGCCUCUUCGUGGGGCAGGCGGGAGCCGCCGACCCCGACAAGUUCCAGGGGGUGAUUGCAGAUCUGCGGGUGCGCGAGGACCCCCACGUGAGCCCCCUGCUGUGCAGGGAGGAGGACGGUGAUGACGAGGAGGACGGGGCGUCGGGAGACUCGGGGAGUGGACAGGAGGACCUGCCCACGGGGACGGGGGAGCCCCCGAAGCCCCUCCUCCCCGAGGCGCCCCCAGUCACGUCUCCACCCUUGGCUGGAGGCCACAACACAGAAGACUCCAGAACUGAAGAAAUCGGGGAAGAAACGACGGUGUCUCCACUGGGAGCUCAGACCCUCUCUGGCUUGGAAGUGACCGCCUCGUGGGACGGAAGCGCCUGGAAUGCUGGGGGUUUCGUGGAAGAGGCGCCAGGCAUCCAGGGCCUGCCUGGCCCAGCCGGUCCCCAGAGCCCCGCAGGCCCAGCUGUGCCGAGCCCCGAUACUCAGCCAAUCCCCGGGCCACAGGGCCCUCCAGGCCCCCCAGGGCCGCCCGGGAAGGACGGCCCCCCAGGGAGGGACGGCGCGCGGGGCGAUCCUGGUGCAGACGGAAGGCCUGGUGACGCUGGGCCGCAGGGCUUCCCAGGAUUCCCGGGAGACGUGGGCCCCAAGGGCGCGAAGGGGGACCCUGGGCUGGGGCCACGAGGACCCCCAGGACCCCAAGGACCUCCAGGGCCACCAGGACCCCCCUUCAGGCCUGACAAGCUGACCUUCAUCGACAUGGAGGGGUCUGGGUUCAGUGGCGACCAGGAGAGCUUCCGCGGCCCGAGAGGCUUCCCCGGCCCCCCCGGCCCCCCGGGCGUCCCGGGCCUGCCUGGAGAGCCAGGCCGCUUUGGCAUGAACAGCACGGUCAUCCCGGGCCCGGCAGGCCUCCCUGGCGUGCCUGGGCGGGACGGGACCCCCGGGCUUCCUGGUCCCCAGGGUCCCCCGGGGCCUCCAGGAAAACACGGACGGCCAGGAGCCACUGGCCAGAAAGGCAGCCUCGGCGAAGCCGGAGCCCCAGGACCCAAGGGAAGCAGGGGCGACCCUGGCCCCAUGGGCACUCCCGGGGAGGCUGGCUUGGCAGGACCCGCUGGACCACCAGGGCCCCCCGGGCCCCCGGGGCCCCCCGGACCAGGACUCGCCGCGGGAUUUGAUGACAUGGAAGGUUCCGGGGCGCCCUUCUGGUCGACACCCCGCGGCGCGGGUGGCCCACAGGGACUGCCCGGCCCCCCGGGAAUCAAGGGGGACGCCGGAGACGCCGGGCCGCCGGGCACCAAGGGAGACAUCGGGCCCCAGGGGGCUCCCGGGUUCCCAGGACUUCCUGGCGCAGAGGGAGCAGCCGGAGCCCGGGGCCCCAGAGGAGACAAAGGGAGCCGGGGCGAGAAGGGUGACCCCGGGAAGGAUGGAGUGGGGCGGCCAGGCCCCCCGGGGCCGCCGGGGCCGCCCGGACCCGUGGUCUACGUGUCGGAGCAGGACCGCCCACAGAGGGCAGUGGUUGCUGCGCCGGGGCCUGAGGGCAGGGCUGGCUUCGCCGGCUUCCCCGGACCAGCUGGGCCAAAGGGCGACCUGGGCUCCAAAGGCCAGCAGGGCCUCCCCGGCCCCAAGGGUGAGAAGGGCGAGCCGGGCACCGUCUUUGGCCCUGAAGGCAGGGCACUGGCCCCCGCCCAGAAAGGAGCCAAGGGAGAGCCGGGCUUCCGAGGACCCCCGGGUCCCUACGGACGGCCGGGGCACAAGGGGGAGAUCGGCUUCCCUGGACGGCCGGGCCGCCCCGGGGUGAACGGACCGAAGGGGGAGAAGGGGGAGCCCGGGGACGCCAGCCUCGGCUACGCGCUGCCGGGUCCGCCCGGCCCCCCAGGGCCCCCCGGGCUCCCAGGACCUCCCGGCACACCCGUCUACGACAGCAACGCAUUCGUGGAGUCGGGCCGCCCCGGGCCUCCGGGAUCGCCAGGCUACCCGGGGCCGUCUGGACUUAAGGGCGACAAAGGAGAAGUGGGCCCCCCCGGGCCUCCAGGGCAGUUCCCUCUGGACUUCCUUCACCUUGAGGCUGAGAUGAAGGGGGAAAAGGGCGACCGAGGGGACCCCGGGCAGAAAGGGGAAAGGGGCGAGCCCGGCCCCGGAGGAUUCUUCGGCUCCAGUGUGCCCGGCCCCCCUGGCCCCCCAGGCUACCCCGGGAUUCCGGGCCCGAAGGGAGAGAGCGUCCGGGGCCAGCCCGGCCCACCUGGACCGCAGGGACCCCCCGGCAUCGGCUAUGAAGGGCGCCAGGGGCCUCCUGGGCCCCCCGGCCCUCCCGGCCCCCCGGGGCCCCCUUCGUUUCCCGGCCCUUACAGGCAGACUGUCAGCGUCCCCGGUCCUCCAGGCCCCCCGGGGCCCCCAGGCCCCCCAGGAAACCUGGGCACCUCCUCAGGGGUGAGGAUCUGGCCCACGUACCAGGCCAUGCUGGACAAGGUGCCCGAGGUGCCGGAGGGCUGGCUGCUGUUCGUGGCCGAGCGCGAGGAGCUGUACGUGCGCGUCCGGAACGGGUUCCGGAAGGUCCUGCUGGAGGCCCGGACGCCACUCCCCCGCGGCACGGACAACGAAGUGGCGGCCUUGCAGCCCCCGCUGGUGCAGAUGCACGAGGGCAACCCCCACCCCAGGCGGGAGCUCUCCCACUCCACUGCACGGCCCUGGCGCGCAGACGACUUCCUGGCCAGCCCCCCGCGGCUGCCUGACCGCCAGCUGUACCCUGGAGUCCCGCACCACGGCUCCUACGUGCACCUGAGGCCAGCCCGCCCCACCCGCUCGCCCGCCCACACCCACCACGACUUCCAGCCGGCGCUGCACCUGGUCGCGCUCAACAGCCCGCAGUCGGGCGGCCUGCGCGGCAUCCGCGGCGCAGACUUCCAGUGCUUCCAGCAGGCGCGCGCCGUGGGGCUGACGGGCACCUUCCGCGCCUUCCUGUCCUCGCGCCUGCAGGACCUCUACAGCAUCGUGCGGCGCGCGGACCGCGGGGCGCUGCCCAUCGUCAACCUCCAGGACGAGGCGCUGUUCCCCAGCUGGGAGGCCCUGUUCUCGGGCUCCGAGGGCCAGCUGAAGCCCGGGGCGCGCAUCCUCUCUUUCGACGGCAGAGACGUCCUGCAGCACCCCGCCUGGCCCCAGAAGAGCGUCUGGCAUGGCUCGGACCCCAGCGGGCGGCGGCUGACCGACAGCUACUGCGAGGCCUGGCGGACAGAGGGGGCGGGGGCCGCAGGCCAGGCGGCGUCGCUGCUGACAGGCAGGCUGCUGGGGCAGGAGCCCGUGAGCUGCCACAGCGCACUCAUCGUGCUCUGCAUCGAGAACAGCUUCAUGACCGCGGCCGCCCAGUAGGCCCCGCAGGACGGCCACCCCACCCACGGCCGCGGAGCAGGAGCCCCGCAGGGCAGGGACUGUGGGGCCCGCGCCCCCAGGCAGGGACUGGCUGGGACACUUGACCCUAUAGUUCACAUUUCAUGUAAUCCUCAAGAAAUACAAAAAGCCAAAGAGUAUUUUUUAAAAAGUUUAAAACAUCCUGGUGCUGAGACUCUCCUGCCCCAUCCCAGCUCCCUCCACGCAGGCCGCCCAGCACCCCUUGUGCGGAGGAAACUAGAGCUGUGCGUGCGGGCAG